This is a messenger RNA of Nicotiana tabacum (common tobacco), 1095 nucleotides long. NCBI's taxonomy places the organism in Eukaryota, Viridiplantae, Streptophyta, Magnoliopsida, Solanales, Solanaceae. The record is from RefSeq and is a predicted model, not a curated record.
UGUUUGUAUUUUUGUGAUGGCGUAGGUGAGGGCAACGGUUGCAGAGCUUAAGAAUGCAGUUCGCUUAUUCAGUCUAUUGUCUGCAGCUUCAAAUCUUCAUGUUCAUGGAUUUGAUGAGAAAAAAAUUGAAACUCAUGUUGGAUAUUGCAAGCAUUUGCUUGAGGCUGCAAAAGUUCACUGUGAGGCAGCUGAGCGUGAAGAUCAACAGAAUAAGCAGAGACUGGAACUUGCUCGUCAGGUCAUAUUGGCUGAAGAAAAUCGUAGAAAAGCUGAGGAGCAGAGAAAAUAUCAACUAGAGAGACGGAAACAAGAGGAUGAACUCAAGCAAGUGAUGCAGCAAGAGCAGCAUUUAGAGCGCAUUAAGGAACAAUGGAAGAGUAGUACUCCUGCCUCUAAGCGAAAGGACAGGCCCCAGACUGAGGAUGACGAGGGCGGGCAUGGUGAGAAGAGGAGGAAGAAAGGUGGGAAGCGGAGAAAGAGGGACAAGAAAUCUCAUUACGAAUCCGAGGAAGCAGAAGCGGAGAUGGAUGAUCAGGAAGAAAUGGAUGAUGGUGACCUUCACAGAAAUUAUGAAGAACCUUAUUAUCCAACAAAUGAUCAUGAUGAUCAAGCAGAGGAUAAUCCACAGGAACUACUUGCAGCAGCGGGGCUUGAAGAUUCGGAUGCCGAGGAUGACACUGCUGCACCAUCAGCAAAUGCAAGUCGGCGAAGGCAGGCAUUGUCAGAAUCAGACGAGGAUGAGCCAUUGCGGAGGCAGGGAAGUGAUGGAGAAGGCGGAGACAAUGCUGUUGUUGACGAUGAUGAAUGAAGAUGAAAUACCUUUACCACUCCUAGUUUUGUUUAUGUCAAGAUUACCCGACAUUCAUUCCCUUUGUGCCAAACACACUGGGAUUUCUGUUGGCUCUUUCUUGGCCUGCCUGCUUUGUUGUUUUUGCUUCCUGGGCUAGUCUAGCCUGAGUUCCUUAUAGGAAGAAAAGGUAGAUGUAGCUUAAGUUAUAGAAAGAACAGAUGUACUGUAAAUGCAUAAUGUUUAUAAACAAUGUUUCAGAUGAGUUAACUUUUUUGCCAAAUCCAAAUUGACCUUGAACUCCUAUA